GUGAUGCCUAGAGAGCUCUGCAGAAAUCAUGGACUACCAACCUUUGUUACACAAGAAACAGACAAGUAGGCCUCCGAUCAGCAGGCUUUUUCUUGCUGUUUGUGCAGUUGGAAUCGGAGGAGCUUUUCAGUAUGGGUAUAAUGUUUCCAUAAUCAAUGCACCUACAAGACAAAUUCAGCAAUUUAUUAAUAAUACAUGGUACUCCCGCCAUCAGUCCAACCUCGAGGAGGGUUGGCUGACACUCAUCUGGUCUGUCAUUGCUUCAGUGUUUACUCUGGGUGGAUUACUUGGCACUCAUAUUGGAGGACAUCUGGCUGACAAAUUGGGCAGAAAAAAGACUCUGCUAAUGAACAAUGUUCUUGCAAUACUGGCUGCUUUCCUAAUGGGUAUUGCUUAUCCUAGUGGAUGCUUUGAACUUCUAAUAGUUGGAAGAUUAAUUAUAGGCAUAAAUGCAGGUAUUGGCUUAUGUGUACAACCAUUAUAUCUAGGAGAGAUUGCACCCAGGCACAUUAGAGGCCUAACUACUGUGGGCAUGAAUAUUUUCCUGACUGGUGGAAUCUUUACCGGGCAGUUGGUUGGUUUACGGGAGUUAUUUGGCGGAGGGGACAACUGGUACUUCUUGUUGCCUACCUGCUGUAUACCAGCUAUUAUACAGUUGGCAAGCCUUCCCUGGUUUCCAGAGAGUCCCAGGUACCUCCUUAUAGAAAAUAAAGAUGAAUAUCAAUGCCAAAAAGCACUGAAAAUGUUAUAUGGCUCAGAGCACUACCAGCCUGAGAUGGAUGAUAUACUGAAAGAAUCAUGUGCUUUGAAUGGUGAAAAACCAAAGACAAUCUUUCAGUUGUUCUCAGACCGGACAGUAAGAUGGCAGCUAGUUAUUAUCAUUCUAACAAACAUUGGGCAGCAACUCAGUGGAAUUAACGCGAUUUACUUCUAUGCAGCAUAUGUGUUUACAAAAGCUGGAAUCCCUGCUAACAAUAUUCCUUAUGUGACACUGGGAACAGGGCUUUGUGAAUGUCUCACUGCUCUGACCUGUGGUCUGCUUAUAGACAUUGCAGGAAGAAGGAUCCUUAUUAUUGGAGGAUACACACUGAUGGCAUUUUGGUGUACUAUACUGACACUGACGCUAACAUUUCAGGAUGUAUAUCCUUGGAUACCAUAUCUAAGCAUGAGUGCAGUGUUUGCAUUUAUAUUGAGCUUUGGAUUAGGGCCAGGAGGUGUUACAAAUACCCUUACUGCAGAAUUAUUCACUCAGUCUUCUCGUUCUGCGGCAUUCAGGAUAUCGGGCUCUGUAGGCUGGAUAACGUUCUUUACCAUAGGGAUGAUUUUUCCAUUUUUAGUAAAUGGACUCAACCAGUAUUGUUUCCUGUUUUUCUUUGUGGAGUGCCUUUUAACAGCAAGUUUUAUAUUUUUUAUUGUGCCUGAGACAAAAAACAAAUCAUUUCUCGAAAUCAAAAAGGAAUUCCAAAAGCGCAAUGUCGGGCAGUCUUACCCGAGUCCAGAAGAUGAACCAGAUAAUCUGGAACUUCAUAUGUAGCAAUCUGUGCUCACAAUAUAUAUCUGAUAUCAAAUACAGGAAUAAUAAACCGAACAGCUCACUAUAGGGAUUCAAAUAAACUAAAGAUAUAGUA
Messenger RNA from Xenopus tropicalis (tropical clawed frog), 1628 nucleotides. RefSeq names its product solute carrier family 2 member 7 (gene slc2a7). NCBI's taxonomy places the organism in Eukaryota, Metazoa, Chordata, Amphibia, Anura, Pipidae. The record is from RefSeq and is marked provisional. Gene Ontology annotation, molecular function: D-glucose transmembrane transporter activity; transmembrane transporter activity. Gene Ontology annotation, biological process: transmembrane transport. Gene Ontology annotation, cellular component: membrane; plasma membrane.